Molecule: messenger RNA, 4916 nt
Organism: Cinara cedri
Lineage: Eukaryota; Metazoa; Arthropoda; Insecta; Hemiptera; Aphididae
Source: the annotation of a GenBank genome assembly
GAAGGUAUUGUUAAGCGUUUAUAUUAUAAUCUUUAUUUUAAAGCUAAAUAGUUUGUAGUUUAUCCGUCGCUCAAGAUGUCUACGUUUUAAAUUAUUUCCAUUUGUCUACAUUGAACUGUUGUCGCUAAAAUCCAGGUAUGUAUUGAAUGAAAUCUGAUAGCUAAGGUUCCUAUUUUGUACGUCUUGUCUUAUAAUUAACAGUCGUAAUUUUCGUAAAUAUGCAUGGUUCUAAACAAUAAAAAAAAACUAAGGAGGCUAUUGGGGAAGUGAAUGGGAACGAAUCAAAAUAUUUUUUUUGGAAUCUGAUCUCGUCAUACAUAUCCCUGAUUAAUACUAUUACUAGAAAUUAUUUAACAGAGUAAUUACGUUUGCUAAAAAAAAAAAAUGUUUAUAUUCUGAUAAAUAUUAUAACCGAAGAACAUUUAGGGUGAUGUCUGGGUGUCAAAGUCAAACUCAAUAUAUUGUUAAAACCAUCACUAUUUUAUUUUAUUUUCUCAUCCCUUUAUGCAUGUUCUGCAGUCAGAAUUUCCAUUUUCUGAUUUCUCACAAAAAUAUACGAGAAUUUGUUAUCUAUCCCAAAGCUAUAUCAUUGAAAAGGGAAGAAAAAUCGAAAUUCUAACUGUCUAAAUCAUUUUAGAACCAUUUUUAAAUCAUCAUUUUAGGUCACUAUACAAAUAAAAAAAUAAUUAAAAAUAAUUUCAAUAUUUUAAGGUAUUUUGAAAUGCUAGACAGUUUCAACAUUUUUCAAAGUUCACGAACUUUCACUUUAAACUAGGAUUAUAUGAGCAGAUAAUAUGAAAAUUAAUAUUUUACAGUAAAUUGGUUGGUCAAAGCAUGCAGGAAUCAAUUGUUUUUUUUAGCAUUUAUUAAUAUUUUGACUUAUUUUAUAAUAAGAGCCAUACUUAGACUGUACAUAAUUUCUUAUUUGGUGUUAAUCUAUAUUACGUUUUUUUUUUUUUUUUUCAAAAAUUAGAAUUAUUACAUUAUAUAUAAUGUGUAUGGCAUAUACAUAAUCAAAGCUCCCAUAAAAAUCUUCAAGUUAGGUUAGGUUACAUUUGAUUUAUAUAGGGUAGUUCUUUUAUCUUAGAAUACUUUUUAAUGCUUUAUUUAAGACUGGUUUAAACCAUUCUUAAAUUUUUACCUACACUUUAUGUACCUAAAAUAAAUAUAUUUUUUGAUUUUUAAAUAGUUAUCCCCCUUUUUAAACACAGAUUUGAAUAGAGAAUAUUUUGAUUUACAGAACACUAAUAUCAGAUUUGCCGUUUAUGAGAUAUAACAGUUACAAUUUAGACUGGGUAAGUAGAAAAGGGUUAUAGAUUGAAUACCUAUUUUCAAAUGAUAUGAUAACUCUUCUAUCCCUCCAGUCUAAAUUUAAACUGUUAUAACUCAUAAAUGGUAAAUCUCAUAUUAGUGUACUACAAAUCAACAUUUCUAGAAAAUAUUCUCAAUUUUAAUUUGUGAUUGAAUUGGGGAGGUAUAUUAAAAACCUAAAGUGGAUACUCAUUUAUGGUAUAAGGAAUGGGGGUAAAAAAUUUAAAAUUUUGUUACAAUUAAACUUAAACAAUUCCAUAAUAACUAAAAGAAAAUAACAAAUCAAAUUCACUGAAAAUACACCAAGAAAAUUGUUAGUUUAUGAUAGAAGAUCAUCAAGUUGAUUAUUUAACCUUUAAAUUGUUUAAAUUUCUAUUUCUAUUUUUUUUUUUUAUUAAAAUUGUUUUAGAUUUACAAUGACUAGCCGACAAUCUGUUAGUUCAAUAUUAAAGCCAUCUAAAGUGCGCGCCCCUCUAAAAGAGAUUGAACCCGUUGAUCAGGAUGCUGAUGAAAAUACUGAAUCCUUACCCAAAAGAAAAGUGAGUUUUUCUGGGAUGAAUAAAAUUAAAAUGUAUAAUACAGGUGCAACAUCUUUAACUGUACAUCAAGCACCUAUGUUUGAUGAACAAAUAUCGAUACUGUCAGACUCUUCAAAUGCUGAAAAAACAAAAUUAUUAUUAGAAGCAUCACAAAAAUCUAAUCAAACUACUAUAGAAUCAACAAAUUGUACAACUAUGGAAGAUAAUAACCGUGUUUGUAUAGAGUAUGAAUGUCCAAACGAUAAUAUGGAAAUGACUGAAGCAUUGUCUUGUAAAAUAUUUUCUGAUACAAUUUAUACUAUUGAAAAUAAUGGUUUUGAACAUGGUGAUUAUAAUUCAGAUUAUUCAGAUAAUAAUAUGGAAUUUACAGAAGUAAUAAAAACUGCUCAAAUAUUAACUAAUGAAAAUGAUUCAGAUUUUAGUUCUACCGAAACAUUAAAUGAUAAUAAUAAACAUCCUGAUGCUCAAUCAAGUAAUAUGGAAUUAACUUGUGUAACUAGUUUUCAAAAAUCUAUUUUGCCACAUUGUAAAUCAGAUAUGGAAUUAACUGAACUAACCGAUAGAAAAAUACAUGAAAACAAUUGCGAAUUAGUCUUUGAACAAGGUCAGCUUUCUAUUAGUACUACAUCUGAGAUGUCUAGUGAUAUUUCAAUGGAUAUUGAUCAAACAUCAGAAGGUAAUGAUAUCAAUUGUAUUAUUAACAAUUCAAAAUUACUUGUAAGUGAACAAAAUGAUUCAUUAGUACCAAAACCAUCAGAAUAUGAACAACAUAAUUAUUCAGAUUUAUUAAUUGAUAUUGAUAAUCAAAAUAUUCAGUCUAGUCCAUCUUUGAUUUCCACGGGUUUAUCUUUUUUUUCUGAAAUGUUUGACAGCAAUAAGCCUUGUAGAGUUGAAGAACUAAAAAAAGACAUAUUAAAUAUUGAUACAUCUACAGUUGACCAAUAUCAUUCAUUCGAAAAUAAUAAAAUAAAAAACUAUUCAAGGAAAUCAAUGGCUCAUACUAACACAGUAAUUGUUGAAGAAAAAUCUACUAAAAAUAAAUAUUUAUUAAAUACCUCAGUAGUAGUUAAGAAAAAUGACCAGAAAAGUUCAAACACAAAAUCUCAAACUCAAUCCUUAGAAAAAGAAAAUACAUUGAAUUUGUCUGUAAUUCGUGACGAAAAUCAACAAAUAAAUGCUCUUGUGUCAAUUCAUAAUGAAUCUCAGUCUUCUGAAAAUGAUGAAAUAUCAAAUACACCUGUAAUGCUUGGAGAAAAUCAACAAAAAAUAUAUUCUCAACAAUCAAAUGCCCCCGUGUUUCUUCAUAAUGAAUCUCAAUCUUUUGAAGAUGAAGAUAUAUCAGAUACACCUGUAGUAGUUGAAAAAAACCAACAAAAUAUAUAUUGUAGAAAAUCAAUUGCGCCCACGCUGGAUUUUAAUGAAUCUAAGUUUUCCGAAAGUGAAGGAAUGUCUAUUUCUAAUCAAACUCAAUCUCCAAUCAGAGAUUUAUCAUAUACAUCUGUAACUGUUAAAGCAAAUAGACCUAAAAAAUAUUCUAGAAAAACAGUUGGUCCCUCAUCAAUAUUAGUUCAUAAAGAACCUCCAAAAUAUAUUAAGUGUGAUAAUUAUAUGGAUGAAGAAAGUAGUAAAUCAAACUCUAGAAUGUCAAUGACUUGUAUGACAACAAAAUGUAUUAGUGAUAUGUCCCUUAUGUCUAAAGAUAGUAAUAGACAACUACUAGAUUUAUCCAAUAAACAUGUACAAACUGAACUUAAACCUGUAUUUCCUAAUAUCAUUGUUGAUGAUGAUUUUAAUUCUCCUUUCAGAAAAAAGUCAAGAUUAUCUAUAGCUACAAAUUUAAAAUCUCAAACUGCUAAUGAAACUAACCCUUAUGAGAAUUAUGAAGAAACUAAUAAAAUGGAUAUAUCAGUUGAGCUGUCUAAUGAUAAUAGUAUGUUAAAAAUAUCUUCUAAGGAAUUACAUAUAUCAUCUCCAUUGUGUUUAUUAAAUGACAUAUCAAAUUCUUUUCAAAAAAUAACUAAUUCAUUAAUUAAUGAAGAUGGAAAUUCCUUAGUUUUUAAAAAUAAUUCAUUUGAAGAAAAAUUAGAAGGGAGUGAUAAAUCAUCAAGAAAAGAAAAACAUCUUAAUGAUUUGAUUGAAAACAUUGAAAAACUCGAAGAAGUAAAAAACGGUUCUUUACAAAUAUCUGAUAAUAUUAAUAUGACCAAUCGUAGUUUAAAGUUUGAAGAUGAUUCAAUCUCACACCAUAAUGUAGAUAAAAUAGUAAAUGACAUUUGUACUGAAGGCUUAUCAAAUAUAUCAAUUUCUAAUAUAACUCAUACAAACUAUGAAAAUCGGAAAAGAAGUUACACUAAUGUAGAUAUAAAUUAUGAAGAACCUGCAAAAGAAAAGGAUUUUGAAGUAGUCCCUCCUAUAAAGGACGAUUCUUUCAAAGAAAAUUUAAAUAUUGAAGUUAUAGAAUUCUUAGAAAAAUGGGAAAAUCAAUUUAUAGACAAAAUAUUAGUUAAAGUAAAGUGUACAAAUAGUAAAUGGACUUUCAAUGCAUUAAAUGACAAUAUAGUUUUAACAAUAAAAUAUUUACCAAUUCUUAAGGAUCAUAAUUUUCUUAAAGUAGAAGAUAUUUCAUUUACUACCAAGAAUAUUAUUGAACAUGAAAUCCUUAAGUUUGGAAUAAAUUGGAUUUUAUCAAAAUAUGAUCCAAAAGUGUACAAACAAGUUUGUUUCAGCUCAAGAGACAUAGAACUUUUAUUAAAAUCUCUACUGGAAGAUGUUAAAUAUAUUAGUAAAAUGAUGAAUAAUAUGUUUUAUGUAAGUGAUAUGUAUUGUGUUAAAUUUGAAGAUAAUUUAGCCCAAUUUUGUUUACAUAGUAUGAAAUGUCAAUCUAUGACCAGUAUUCAGAUAUCAUUGGCCAAUAUUCAUAAGCUUUCUGUUAAAGAUAUAACUGUAAACUGUGUGUUUGGUUCUUUCAAUAUAAAUUUACUGAAUGAAAUACUUAACGAGUUGCCCAAAGAUUAUAAUAUUUUGGAGUCUUUAAUUGUACAAUUAAAAAAUCAAAUGUACAGAUAA